Molecule: messenger RNA, 1091 nt
Organism: Cokeromyces recurvatus
Lineage: Eukaryota; Fungi; Mucoromycota; Mucoromycetes; Mucorales; Mucoraceae
Product: WD40-repeat-containing domain protein
Exons: 4
Coding region: 51-1091 (346 amino acids)
Biological process (GO): iron-sulfur cluster assembly
Cellular component (GO): cytosolic [4Fe-4S] assembly targeting complex
Molecular function (GO): protein binding
Source: RefSeq, a predicted model, not a curated record
CUUUAAUAAAUAAAUAUAUUUAACCUUAAACAACAUUAGAAUAGAAUACUAUGCCACAUUUAGAAUUAUUAGCAACACUGGAAGGUCAUCAAGAUCGUGUUUGGCAAGCUUCAUGGCACCCUACAAAGACAUUAUUAGCAACAUGUUCAGGAGAUAAGACAGUACGUUUAUGGCAACCUAUUUCACAUAAUAAUUUUAAAGAAUGGCACUGUGUGGAGACGCUGAAUGGUGCACAUAAACGAACCAUUCGUAGUGUUUCAUGGGCACCCACAGGUACUGAAUUAGCUACAGCAAGCUUUGAUGCUACAACAGGUAUUUGGGAAAAUGAUCCAAGGGAUAAUGAAUGGGAAUGUGUUGCAACAUUAGAAGGCCAUGAGAAUGAGAUCAAGUCUGUUGCAUGGUCAGCUACAGGAGCUUUAUUAGCCACAUGUAGUCGAGAUAAGAGUGUUUGGAUUUGGGAAGUAGAAUCAGAUAAUGAUUUUGAAUGCUUGAGUGUUUUACAAGAACAUACACAAGAUGUUAAAAUGGUUGUGUGGCAUCCAAAGUUAGAAAUGUUAGCGUCUGCUAGUUAUGAUGAUACAAUUAAAAUUUGGAAAGAGGAUGAAGAUGACUGGUAUUGUGCUGAUACUUUAGAAGGACAUACAUCCACAGUUUGGGCUAUUGAUUUUAACCAAGAAGGAGAUCAAUUAGUGUCUGCUUCAGAUGAUCAAACAUUGCGUAUUUGGAAAAUGUACAAGCCAAAUAAUCCUCAAGGAAUUCCAACACACAAUGGUGAAGCAACAUGGAAAACGAUUUGUACUUUAUCAGGUUUUCAUGAUAGAUGUAUUUACUCUGUUUCAUGGUCUAAAGUGAAUGGAUACAUUGCAAGUGUUAGUGGAGAUAAUAGUAUUCGUAUUUUUGAAAAGGAUAUGGAAGAAAUACAAGAAGAAGAUUCGGCUAGUUAUAAAAAUAUAGCCACUAUAGAGAAUGCGCAUGGUGUAUAUGAUAUUAACGGGGUAACAUGGUUCCCUACAGAAAAACAUGGUGAUUGGUUAUGUACAGUAGGGGAUGAUGGUCUCGUCCGUAUUUGGAGACUGGUACAAGAUGAUUAA